Messenger RNA from Danio aesculapii, 2242 nucleotides. RefSeq names its product luteinizing hormone subunit beta (gene lhb). Gene Ontology annotation, cellular component: extracellular region; cytoplasm. Bases 871 to 1350 code for a protein of 159 amino acids. NCBI's taxonomy places the organism in Eukaryota, Metazoa, Chordata, Actinopteri, Cypriniformes, Danionidae. The transcript has 3 exons. Gene Ontology annotation, molecular function: hormone activity. Gene Ontology annotation, biological process: ovulation; G protein-coupled receptor signaling pathway. The record is from RefSeq and is a predicted model, not a curated record.
UUUAGCAGCUCACGUCUGUGUCGGGUUUGUAGUCGGGUGUAUAGUUUAUGGUGUUAAGUUUAGGUUUACAGUUAGAGUUACGUGCUUAUACAUGAUUGUCAUCCAACUAUUUUCCCCUCUGGUUUUGGGAAUAAUUUACCGUUAGGAUUGGGUUUAGGGGUUGGGAUUAUAGACCAUUUUGAGAGAUGUAAACAAUAACAAUACUCCUAAUGUAUUUCCUGUUUUAUAUGUUUAAUUUCCAUAGCUUCUGAAAAUCCAAAAGGGUCCACAUAUUGAUAAUGUUUUUAUGACAGCUGUGUUAACAUUUGUUAUGACUGAAUUGCCGAUUGUUACAGCUCUGAAAUAGUUUGAGGACAAGCAGGAACUGUUCAUGGACCAGCGAUAUUGCCAUUUUGAAAUGGUCUAUAGUAGGUACACUGUAAAAAUGUCAUAACAAAAAGUAAAAACAACAAAUAUUUUUAUGUUGUUUUAGCUUAUUUAAACACCUUAAUCAGGUUUCAGUUUACAUGUUCUCCCCGUGUUGGCGUGGGUGUCCUCUGGGUGCUCCGGUUUCUCUUACAGUUCAAACACAUGCGCUAUAGGAACCAGUGUGAGUGUGUAUGAGUGUUUCCCAGCACUGGGUUGCUACUGGAAAGGCAUUUGCUUUGUAAAACAUUUGCUGGAAUAGUUGGCAGUUCAUUCCUCUGUGGCGAACCCUGAUAAAUAAGGGACUAAGCUGAAGGAAAAUGAAUGAAUUAAUGAGAUGAGUAGAAAAGUUAAUUUGAUUCAACACAAAAGUUAUGUCAGCAAGAUUUUGUUCUACUGAGUAUGGAUUACAUUUUUGAACAAAUAUGACGUUCCAGGAUCAACAAAAUAAAAAUAAUUAAAAUUAUGUUAACCAGGAUCGCAUCCUAUGUGACAAAAUCCCAGCCACCUAUACAGAUGUUAUUGGUUGGAAACAGCAUCCUCCUCUUCUUCUCUUUCUUUUUCCUGCUGUCGGCUGCUCAGAGCAGUGAACUCAGAGUUCCACGCUGUGAGCUGGUAAAUGAGACGGUAUCGGUGGAAAAAGAGGGCUGUCCAAAAUGCCUGGUGUUCCAGACCACCAUCUGCAGCGGCCACUGCGUAACAAGGGAUCCCGUUUACAAGAGCCCGUUUUCCACCGUCCAUCAGACAGUGUGCACGUACCGGGACGUCCGCUACGAGACCAUUAACCUGCCCGACUGUCCUCCCGGUGUGGACCCGCAGAUCACGUACCCGGUGGCGCUAAGCUGCGACUGCAGUCUGUGCACCAUAAACACCUCCGACUGCACCAUCCAAAGCCUGCAGCCCGACUUCUGCAUGUCCCAGAGAGAGGAUUUCCCCGCAUACUAGACCUCUGACAACUUAAAUCAACCUACACAUACAGUGGAGGACAGAAUUAUUAGCCUUCCUGUAUAUGUUCUCCCCCAAUUUCGGUUUAAUAGUUUUAAUAAAUAAUCUAUAAUGACUAAUUUCUUUGAACUUUGCCAUCCUGACAGUACAUAAUAUUAUUUCUUAACAUACUAUUAAAAUAAAUAGGUUAAUUAUUGAGUCAUUGAAUAACAGUGGUUUGUUCUGGAGACAAUCCAAAACUAAUAUUGCUUAAGGAGGCUAGUAAUAUUGACCUUUCAAUGGUUUGAAAAAAGAAAAGCUGCUUUUAUUCUAGCUGAAAUAAAGCAAAUAAGAAAAAAUAUUAUUGGAAAUACUGUGAGAAAUUCCUUGCUCUGUUAAACAUCAUUUGGGAAGCCAAAGGAGGGCUAAUUAUUGUGACUUCAACUGUACAUCAAUAAAAGAGGCUGGUUCUUAAAUUGCUCAUGUGGAUUGUUUUGUGUGCAGUUUAAAGGUAGAGUUCGGCCAGAAAUUAUAUUUGUCAUCAUUUAAUCACCUUUAACUUGCUUGAAACCUGUUUGACUUUCUUCUGUUGAACACAAAAGAUACCUUAAUUUACAGGUAUGUUCAAGCGAAGAAAGAAACAAACCACUUCAGAGUGAGUAAAUAGUGAGUAGAGUUUCAAUUUUGGGUGAACUAUCCCUUUAAAAAGCUGCUACAGUGUUGUUUUAACCUAAAUGUGUUGCACAAUAUGGACAAAUCCAUCAGCUGUGUUUAAAGUAUCAUUCAUUCAAGCCCAAAUUCAAAAGAUUAACAUGUGUCAGUUUUAAGUUGAAACAACCCAGCAUUUUCUGAAGUGCAAUUGAUUGAGUUAUUGUUGGAAAUAAACCCCUAUAGAACCACAUAAGUAAAUUCA